AUGGAUACCUCCAUCGUGGCGUCCCCUGAGCCCCAGGAUCCCCCAGACCCCCCAUCGGUGGAGACGACUUCAUCUCUGUCACCCAAACCGGUACUGGUUCGGAAGAGGGUGAAGAAACCCGAUCGCGUGAUAAGAUUGAAGAAGGUAUGUGAACAGUGUGGUAAGGCAUUUAACAAGUCCAGCAAAUACCUUCAGCAUCUACGCACACACAGGCCACUUCAACAGUGUGACAAAUGCAACUUCAAGACAAAAGAUACCAAGAGGUUUCGGAUGCAUGAAAUAUCACACAAGAAAGCUAAUCCUGAAGUGAGAUGCAACAUCUGCAAUGAACUCUUUGCAACAGAAGUCACACAGAGAAUUCAUAUGAAAAAAAUUCAUAACAUCCAUGUGUGUAAAUAUUGCGACGCAGAAUAUGACUUGGAGCGAAAAUUGUUUGAUCAUUUGGAACAGAAGCAUGGCCACAGAAGGGAGAAAAAGGGUUAUCUAGACCCAGAAGAAGCUGAAUAUGUAAAACCAAUCAACAUUUUUGUGGAUCCUCCCCCAGCCAAUGAGAAAAGGCAGUUUAUAUGUCGGCUGUGCAAUAAAGAAUCGAGGAACAAGUACCAGCUUAAAAUACACAUAGCCCAACAUUUAGGGGUCUCUAGCAACAAAAUCAGUGAUGACUUCCUACUAACACAGGAUGUCGAUCAUUUAAUCAAGGAAGGAGGAUUAUGCAGCUCAUCUUUUAAUCCUCGGGAUGUCACUCUUGAAAGUCUGGUACCUAUCUGCUCAUUGGAUAUGUCUGUUAACUCUUCUAUUAAAAGUGAGUUAGAUGCACCAUCUGAGGGUAAUAUCAGUGAUACUUUAAGUUCAACUAGCAAGACAGAUACAUCAUUAGAAAUUUUAUGCAAUUCAAUGAAGAGGUCAUUUGCUUCUACAUCAACUGCAUUUCCAACAAUGAAGCCACUUUCAGAUUCAUUUCCAACUAUUAAGCAGGAACCAUGUGAAGAUAGUUCAAAUGAACCAGACUCUGAUGGGGACCAUGAUGGAACUUCUUAUUUAAGCAAUUUUUCAGUCUUCAGAUGUGGUUUGUGUACACUCAACUUUAGUACCCCACAUGAAUAUAAUGUUCAUGUUGUUAGAAUGCAUCAGAAAUCCAAACAAACACAUGUAUCAAAGCAAAUGUUCGAACCCAAACGUGUGAGGCCAUCUUUUCCCUGUGAUUCAUGUAAAGUUGUGUGCAGAAGUGUAAAAACCUUGCGUGCCCAUGAGAGGAAGAAACAUAGGAAAACAUUCUCCUGUCCUGCAUGUCAUGUUUGCCAUAAGACCAUUGCAAGACUAUUACGACACCAGAAACAAAAACAUAAAAACAAGAUUCGUUGCCGGAUCCAGUGUGGGGCGCUUUUUGACACCGAGGAGGAAUCGUUUCUUCACAGUAAGGAAGUACAUAAUAAAGAGAUUACAAAAAUGGCUUGUCCAUAUUGUCAUGUUGAGUACUCAUACGAAGGAAACUUGAUAAAUCAUUUGGAGAGAUGCAAAGAUUGUCCACCAGAAAGGAGACCUGCUCAUGUUUGUGGAAAUUGCGAUCAGAUUUUGCCAAAUAUCAAAGAAUACCAUGAACAUGCCAAAAAUUGUAAAGUACAACAAAAGAUAAAAUCUGAGAAGAAUGAAAAUAAAGAAAUUGCAAACAAAUUGCUAAAAUUGGAGGGAAAUGCUUUUUCAAAUUAUGAUGAAAAAUCUAGAAAUGCAGUACAUGUAUUAGAAUUGGAAGGUGACACUGAUUCUAAUGGAUGGUCAGACAAAGACGAUGGUAAAAAAUCCCAUUCAUCAGACAGAUAUGUCGGCUAUGUAAAAACUGAAAGAGCAAAAACCAAUAAAGAUAAACAUUCUAAUUACAUAGAUGGUCCCCAGAAAUGUAAAUAUUGUCCAGACAAGUUUGAAUUGAAGGAAGAUGCUGUAAAUCACAUAUUAGCUGUGCAUAAGAACUUGAUAACACGUAUGAUUACAGAGCCUCAAAUGUGUGAAGUUUGUGGUAUGAUAUUUAAGAAUCAGCUGUGUUUAUGUAAACAUAUUUCAAAGCACUAUAGUGAUCUUGGUAUGUGGGAUGUACUUGUGCCUCCCAACUUGUUAGAUAUUGUUAAAGUGAGGAGUUAUUGCUGGGUCUGCAAAUGCACGCUUCGAGGGAAAAUGAAACACCAUACUAAUAUGAGAAAUGAAAAUAUUGAUAGGCUUUUAGCUGCUGAAGGAAUGGAGAUGCAAGAAACAGAACCUUUUAAUUGUUCUCAGUGUGGUGACUUCUUCACUACACGAAAUGAUUUUUGGAAACACAUAAAAAUACACUUAUCGAAUCUUCCCAAAUGGUCACAUCAGCUUGUUGGAUCUUCGUCUUCUGGUAACAGUCCAAAUAAAAAUACUGAAGUUUCGGAAUGCAGUGAAUGUUCUCUAAAAUUUGCUGACAAAUCAGAACUUUACCAACACCUUGCAGUGCACUUCAUUGAACCAUACGCUCUACCCCGAACCUCUCACCGUAAGUUGGUUGACACAGACAGUAAUAGUGAUAAAAAUGGGGAUCUCUAUGAAGAUAGUAAAUUAUUAAUAGGCAGUGAAAAUGAAGCCACAGAUGAUGAAGCUGAGAGUAAUGCUAAUGUUUUCAGCUUGGAGGACUUUUGA
Homarus americanus (American lobster) is the source of this 2649-nucleotide messenger RNA. RefSeq names its product zinc finger protein 62 homolog. Bases 1 to 2649 code for a protein of 882 amino acids. The transcript has a single exon. Lineage: Eukaryota; Metazoa; Arthropoda; Malacostraca; Decapoda; Nephropidae. Gene Ontology annotation, cellular component: chromosome. Gene Ontology annotation, biological process: regulation of transcription by RNA polymerase II. Gene Ontology annotation, molecular function: chromatin insulator sequence binding. The record is from RefSeq and is a predicted model, not a curated record.